AUGGCUACUCUUCUUGACCAAGUUGGCGGUGAAGAUGCCGUCGGUGCUGUUGUUGAAAUCUUUUACGAUAACCUUGUCAAGGAUGAGCGUGUGAACAGCUUCUUUGUCAACACCAACAUGGCUCGUCAACGUCGUAUGCAAAAAAUGUUCUUGUUGCACGUACUUGGUGGUCGUGAAUACAAUGGCUCUUCUAUGGUCAAGGCUCAUGCCAAGCUAAACCUUAAGGAUGAGCACUUUGACGCCGUAAUUGAAGUGCUUACUGAUGCUCUCAAAACUGCCGGUGUUGCCGACCCUCUGGUCAAGUCUAUCAUUGAUGCUGCCGAAACUACUCGUGAUGCAGUUCUUGGUCGUGUCAAGGAGGACGCUUAAUCCCAGCCUGGCUUUACCCAUUCCUUCAUGACUACAUCUUUUUGACCCAUUCAACCAAGUUAAUAAAAUAUCAUCUUG
Molecule: messenger RNA, 447 nt
Organism: Batrachochytrium dendrobatidis JAM81
Lineage: Eukaryota; Fungi; Chytridiomycota; Chytridiomycetes; Rhizophydiales
Exons: 1
Coding region: 1-369 (122 amino acids)
Molecular function (GO): oxygen binding; heme binding
Source: RefSeq, a predicted model, not a curated record